AAAUAAAACGGUCGUGGUUAUAAAUUAAAAAAAUAAAUAAUUAUAAAUAAUUUUAUAAUAAAAGAUAAUUCAUUAUUUUAAGAAAUAAAAAUCAGUUAAUUUAUCAAAAAGAAAUGAAUUAGUAUUUUAAAUAGCUGUGAUAUUUUUUUUUAUAUAAUUCAUCAAUUUAGAAAAAUGGAUUCUAUGGUAUUUUAUGAUGAAGAAGAUGAUAUGAUUCAAGAUCAAGAUAUGGAUCAAGAAUAUGAAUUUGAAUAUGAACAAGAAACUAUAACAGAAUUAUAUGAUCUUUGUUUAAAACCAACAUUUAUUCAUACUGCAGAACAUUUUAUUCCUCUUCUAGCAGCUUGUUUUUUAUUUAAAUUAAUUUCUCAAUGUUCUUUCAUUCCACAUAAAUUGAUACACGGUGUUUCGAUAAUAAUUGGAUUUUUAAUUCUUCGUCAUUAUGUUCCUGAAAGUUUACAUUUAUUAUCAAUAUUCAUUGUGACUUCUUAUAUUUAUUUAAAUUUGCCAAAAAAAUAUCGACGUGGAUUUGGAGUUUUUAUACCAAGUAUUUUUAUCAUUUUAUAUUGUGAAUUAUACCUGGAGCCAGUAUCGUGGCAUAAGAUUCGUGGUGUUCUGAUGAUUGCUGUGAUGAAAGAAAUUAGCAUAGCUAUCGAUCAAAAUGAGACAAAUGAGAAACCAAUUUUUUGGGAAUACUUUGGUUAUUUAUUUUGUCCGGUUACUUCAAUAUUUGGACCUUGGACAUCAUUUAAAGAUUAUGCGGAAUUUCAUCGUCAACAAUUGUGGAAUUUACGAUGGAUAUUGAAAACAAUUGGAUAUUUUAUUCUGGGACUUAUUUUUUUAAACAUAUCAAACUGUGGAUCAAAUUGGAUUAUUUCUGAAAAUUCUGGAAAAUGGAUUCUCGCAUAUAGAGAUGCAUUAUCGUUUCGAAUGUCUCAUUAUUUUAUCUCAAGUAUAUCAUCGUCAUUUUUGCUAUUAGGAGGAUUUUCAGAAAAUUUAAUUACAAUUACAAAACCAAUUGAAAUUGAAUUACCCAGAUCGCUUGUACAAGUUGUUAUUUCAUGGAAUAUUCCAAUGCAUACGUGGCUAAAAAUUUACAUAUUUCGUCCGGGAAAAAGAGAAUUCGGUAAAUUUGGAGGAAUUCUCUUGACAUAUCUUGCAAGUUCUCUACUUCAUGGAUUAAAUUUUCAACUUGCUGCUGUUUUACUUAGUUUAGGUUUCUAUACUUAUAUUGAAUUUCAAUUGAGAGCUGUACUUGCAUCCACUUUUAAUGCAUGUAUAUCAUCGAAAAAAUGUCCAAAAAAUCAAUGUCAACAUGAAAAAAAUUCAUUAAAUUGUUGGUGGAUAAUGGGAGUUAAUAUUGGAUUCACAGCAUUAACAAUGUUUCAUUUAGCUUAUUUGGGUCUUAUGUUUGACACAUCAGAAACACAAGAAACGGGAUAUAAUUAUUUACAUACACUGGAAAAAUGGUCUAAACUUGGAUUCUCAAGUCAUUGGAUUGCAUUCGCUACUUAUUGUGCAUAUUUUUUAAUAAGAUAACAGUAUUAAUUCAAUAUUUAACGAAAGCAAAUCUGUGAUUAUUUAUUACACACAAUUUUUCAUGUAUAAAAAAAAAUUUGUACUUUUGUAACAAUAAAAUUAUGUUACCAAUCGUAACAUAAAAA
Leptopilina boulardi is the source of this 1664-nucleotide messenger RNA. RefSeq names its product protein-serine O-palmitoleoyltransferase porcupine (gene por). The record is from RefSeq and is a predicted model, not a curated record. Gene Ontology annotation, molecular function: palmitoleoyltransferase activity; Wnt-protein binding. Gene Ontology annotation, cellular component: membrane; endoplasmic reticulum. Gene Ontology annotation, biological process: Wnt protein secretion; lipid modification; protein palmitoylation. The transcript has 6 exons. Bases 175 to 1539 code for a protein of 454 amino acids. NCBI's taxonomy places the organism in Eukaryota, Metazoa, Arthropoda, Insecta, Hymenoptera, Figitidae.